UCACUUUGAGCUCGAACGGAAGAGGAAGUGACGCAGAGCCGUUGCUGGUAGCAGAAGCUAACUGAGCUAACCGACCAUAACAACUCGACCCGUCCCGUUUCUGUGGCGGAACGGACUCGUUGUUUUUUUCACGGGGCAAGGGAGAAGCUUCGCUCCGCCGAGAUGCCAGAGACUGAAAGUUACUCCAACCCUCUGGCCCCCGACGGCCACGAGGUGGACGAUCACAGAGCUGCAGCUCAGUCCAAACUGACCAACGAUGACUUCAGGAAGUUGCUGAUGACGCCGCGGGCGGCGCCCUCCUCAGCUCCGCCCUCCAAGUCCAGACAUCUUGAGAUGCCAAGGGACUACAACGAGGAUGAGGAUCCUGCUGCACGGAGGAGGAAGAAGAAGAGCUACUAUGCUAAGCUACGUCAGCAGGAAAUGGAGCGAGAGAGAGAGCUGGCUGAGAAGUACAGAGACCGAGCGAGAGAGAGACGAGACGGCGUCAACAAAGAUUACGAGGAGACGGAGCUGAUCAGCACCACAGCAAACUACAGAGCUGUAGGACCCACUGCUGAGGCAGACAAGUCGGCAGCAGAGAAACGUCGGCAGUUGAUCCAAGAGUCUAAGUUUUUGGGAGGUGACAUGGAGCAUACUCACUUGGUGAAAGGUCUGGACUUCGCUCUGCUGCAGAAGGUGAGAGCUGAGAUCACCAGUAAAGAGAAAGAAGAAGAAGACAUGAUGGAGAAAGUCCAGAAAGAGGCAAAGAAAGACGUGGAGCCGGAGGAGAAGAUUGAGUUCAAGUCUCGUCUCGGUAGGAACAUCUACCGCGUGGUGUUCCGGACCGGUGUGGUGGAGAGGAACGAGCUCUUCCUGCCCGGCCGGAUGGCGUACGUGGUCGACCUGGACGACGAGUUCACCGACACCGACAUCCCGACAACUCUGAUCCGCAGCAAAGCCGACUGUCCCAGCAUGGAGGCUCAGACGACUCUCACCACCAAUGACAUCGUGAUCUCUAAACUGACUCAGAUCCUGUCGUACCUCAGACAGGGAACGAGACACAAGAAGAUCAAGAAGAAGGACAAAGGUAAGCUGGAGGACAGACGGGCUCCUGAAGCUGACCUGAGCAUCUUUGAAGACAUCGGAGACUACAACCCGUCCACCGCAGCAGCAGCAGCGUCCUCCAAACUGCCCAAAGACAAGGACCGACACCGGGACAGAGAGAGAGAACGUGAGAGGGACAAGGAGGAGGACAUCAAAAGCAGGAGACACACUUACUUUGAGAAACCUCGAGUGGACGAACUCCAGGUCGUGGAUGUGGACGUGGACGUGGACGUGGACGUUGACACAGGUCCUGGAUCGGUCAGAGAACAAAUCAAGAUUAUCAACGAGAAGUUUGCCGGAGCAGCUGACAGCCAAUGGCCGAGUCUGGAGCCUGGUUCUACGAGGAGAGAUGGUAAAGAACAGUUGGGAGAUUUCUUCGGAGGAUCAAACUCAUAUGCUGAGUGUUACCCUGCUACGAUGGACGACCUGGCUGUGGACAGUGAUGAGGAAGUUGACUACAGCAAGAUGGACCAGGGUAACAAGAAGGGGCCGCUGGGCCGCUGGGACUUCGACACUCAGGAGGAAUAUUCCGACUACAUGAACAACAAGGAGGCGCUGCCAAAGGCCGCCUUCCAGUAUGGCAUCAAGAUGUCUGAGGGCAGGAAGACCCGCCGCUUCAAAGAGACCAAUGAGAAGGCGGAGCUGGACCGACAGUGGAAGAAGAUCAGCGCGAUCAUCGAGAAGAGGAAGAAGAUGGAGGCUGAUGGGGUGAACGUGAAGAGGCCCAAAUACUGAAGUCCUGUCUCCUUUCAUUGUUUCCUUCCUUCCUUCCUCGUAUUGAUCAGUGAUCAUGUGAUUUUUAACAAACAGCCUCGUGUUUGAGAGUAAAACUGAUGUAAACAGUCUGAGGUCAAAGGUCACAGACGAUCCAUUAUUUCUGUGGUCCUUCAGACCUUUAGUUUCAGUUACUUGAUCUGUAAAUGUAAAAUCAAUGUCUGAAGUUAUCGAUUAGUUUGAAUCGUCAAUAAAACUAAAAACUCA
Molecule: messenger RNA, 2064 nt
Organism: Scophthalmus maximus (turbot)
Lineage: Eukaryota; Metazoa; Chordata; Actinopteri; Pleuronectiformes; Scophthalmidae
Gene: ik
Product: IK cytokine
Exons: 20
Coding region: 163-1818 (551 amino acids)
Biological process (GO): mRNA splicing, via spliceosome
Cellular component (GO): nucleus
Source: RefSeq, a predicted model, not a curated record